Messenger RNA from Leopardus geoffroyi (Geoffroy's cat), 1203 nucleotides. RefSeq names its product membrane-spanning 4-domains subfamily A member 8-like. Gene Ontology annotation, biological process: cell surface receptor signaling pathway. The record is from RefSeq and is a predicted model, not a curated record. The transcript is spliced from 7 exons. Lineage: Eukaryota; Metazoa; Chordata; Mammalia; Carnivora; Felidae. Gene Ontology annotation, cellular component: plasma membrane. Bases 105 to 851 code for a protein of 248 amino acids.
CCUCGUGUGUUCAUUCUCUCGGGAAAUCAGGUUGCCUACAGCCAAGAGUUGGGAACAGGAGCAAGAGAGACUUAGCCGCCAGCAGAGCAAACAGCAGGAACCCGAUGGCUUCAGCAGGACCCAUGACCAAUUCCAUGUUUGUGGUGGCACCCCCCAACGGGUAUCCUGAGAUCCAAGGAGGCAUGUGUCAGGUGCCCCUGUAUCCCAGCAACCAGCCCCAAGUCCACCUCAUUCCUGUGAACCCCCCUGGUUUGAAGUCAUCUGUGACUGAGCAACCUGCCCAGAGAGCCUUGAGAGAGGGCAAAGUCUUAGGGGCCAUCCAGAUCCUGAUUGGCCUGAUCCACGUGGGCCUUGGCUCUAUCAUGGCCACCGUCCUCUCAGGGCACUACACAGCGAUCUCGUUCUACGGAGGCUUUCCCUUCUGGGGAGGCGUCUGGUUCAUCGUUUCAGGAUCCCUCUCAGUGUCAGCCGAAAAUCAGCCAAAAUCCUCUUACCUGCGGAAUGGCAGUUUGGGCUUGAACGUUGUCAGCGCAAUCUGUUCCGUGGUUGGAAUCACACUCUUCAUCAUGGAUAUGAGUCUCCCUCCCAUCUAUGCCCGCCCUGACUCUUAUCCCUACUAUGACACCUGGGGUGUGACCCCCGGAGUGGCGAUUUCGGGCGUGCUGCUCAUUUUCUGUCUCCUCGAGUUCGGCAUUGCCUGUGCAUUUUCCCACCUGGGCUGCCAACUGGUCUGCUGUCAGCACAACGUGGGCGUGGUCCUCCCGAAUGUCUAUAUGGCAAACCCAGUGGUCGUCCCAGAACCGGUGAACUUGCCACCGACUUAUCCCAACGAGGCCCAGGGCUCCAGAUAAGCAAAGCCACAGCUUCUAGAAGCAUCUUUCGCUGAGACCAAAAGAAGACCUCCCCGUUCUGGGCUUCUGAAACCCAGGAUCCUCCUUCCCUGACAAUGUUAGGGAAAUGUCUCUCUAACGGGCGUGCAUCGUGACUUUGUUCCAUUCGGCCUGGUAAAUCGUGCAAUGACUCUAUUAAAAAGGAGACAGAAAUUGAAAGUGGAUUUUAACAAAGAGAUCCUUCCCCGGGGUGUCUACACCUGGGGCCUUGUGUGCUUACCUGUGUGAGCUCAUGGUUGGAAAAGCAAAUGUCUAGACAACACAAUAUUCAUUCUUUCAAUCAUUCAUUUGGUGAUUAAAUAUGUCCUGAGCA